Molecule: messenger RNA, 771 nt
Organism: Vigna umbellata (rice bean)
Lineage: Eukaryota; Viridiplantae; Streptophyta; Magnoliopsida; Fabales; Fabaceae
Source: RefSeq, a predicted model, not a curated record
ACAAAUAAAAGAUCCAUGCAGUUCACUCCUCUCCUCUUACCAUACGUUGUCGUAUCCCCGUCAAACAGAUCCUCCAAUCUGUUUCUCCCACGGUCUCCGUUUUUCUUCUCCUUCAAUUUCUUUCUCUCUUCACCGAGAGACCAAUGGAGGACCUGUGGAAGCGCGCCAAGACCUUCGCCGAAGAAGCUGCGAAAAAGUCUCAAACUCUCACUCCUUCCUCUUCCAGGAUCGCCGAUCUCGUCUCCGAAACCGCCAAGAAAUCCAAAGAACUCGCCGCCGAAGCCUCCAAGAAGGCCGACAUCCUUAAAUCUGCCGCCCUCCGCCAGGCCGACCAGAUCAAGUCUUUCUCCGACACCAUCGCUAUCCCUCCGCAAUUCGCCGCCAUUGCCACCGCCGCUACCACCGCCUCCUCCUCACCGACCGCCCCGACGCCGGAGGACCUCGAGAAGUUCGGCGUUUCCGAAGACCUGAGAUCCUUUGUCAGGGGCCUAACUUCCACCACCUUCCAGAACUUUCCUCUCAGUUCCGAUGAACCUGAGGUCUCUGAUGUGGCCACUGUGGGAUCCAAUGUUCGGAAGGAUCUCAAUGAGUUUCAGGAGAAGCAUGCCACUCUCGUUUUAACUACUGUUAAGGAAAUUUCAAGAUUGAGAUAUGAACUAUGCCCACGCACCAUGAAAGAAAGAUACUUUUGGAGGAUAUAUUUCACACUUGUCAAUACUCAUGUGGCUCCGUAAGUAACAUUAAUAAUUCACACACUAUGUUAGAUUUCUC